UUAUGGAGUCUAAUAAUCAGCAAAACAAACCAACCAACAAUACAAGUUUAUUAACCUACAAUACAAGUUUAUCAAGUAGUUCAUUACCGACCAACAACACAAGUUCAUUACCAACCAACAACACAAAUUUAUUGCGAAAGAGAGAACGCUACACAAAUUUAUCAUCAUUAUUUUGUCCGCAAAGAAGAGAACAGGCUAUAAACAAUUUGGUUCAGCUUCAAGCGAAGCGGGAUGCAGAUAGGAAAUUCCCGCCAGGGAUCAGGUUUCGUCCCACUGACCUAGAACUCAUCCAGUUUUACUUGUACUUUAAGAUCAAAGAUAAUCGUGUGCCAUGGUGGAAUCGGAUCACAGAAGUUGAGCUAUACAACCACAAUCCCGAGUUUCUUGCAGAACAAUUCCCGCAAUAUGGAAACAAUGAAUGGUACUUUUUUACUUCAAGGGAACGAAAGUAUCCAAAUGGAAGCCGUCCAAAACGAACUACCAAUAAUGGAUAUUGGAAGGCCACAGGAGUUGACAAGGAGAUACGAGAAAAUGGCAUCUUAAAAGGACUUAAGAAGACACUUGUCUUCUACAAAGGAGAGCCUCAACAUGGUGAUAAGACUAAAUGGAUUAUGCAUGAAUAUAGACUAGUAGAUGCUCCAAUUCCAACUACAAGGAGUGCAAAUGACAUGAAGCUGGAUGAUUGUGUUUUGUGUAAGAUUUAUAGUACAAAUAAUAGAAAAUCAAGUGAACAAGAUGAGGAUCAUCCAGAAGUGGUUUCUGAUAUAAAUUCUACAACACAAUUGCCGCAAGUCCUAAACACAGAAAUUAUUUCACCGGGUUUAAGCCUCCAGGGAAGAGAGGCUAUUAUGAAUGACCUUUGCAAGCUUGAGAAGGAGCAACUAAAGGAGCAAAACCCACCAGGGUUUCGUUUCGACCCCACUGACAGAGAGCUUGUCAAGUAUUAUUUGAAGCCGAGGGUGCUAAAUAAGCCUCUACCUGAGCUCUCGUUCAUGGAGGUUGACCUAUAUACCCAAAAUCCCAACACUCUUGCAGAACAAAACAUAGAUUAUGGUGAAAAAGUAUGGUAUUUUUUCACUCCAAGGAAUCGAAAGUAUCAAAAUGGAAGCCGACCAAAUCGAGCUGCUGGUGAUGGAUAUUGGAAGGCCAAUGGAGCUGACGUCCAAAUAAAAGAGAAGGGGGUUAUAAUUGGAUUGAAGAAGACCCUUAAUUUCAUGAGAGGAAAGCCCCCAAAGGGUGAGAAGACUGGAUGGAUUAUGCAUGAAUAUAAAAUUAAUGUUCUUGCUCCAACUAAAAGGAGUGAAAAUGAUAUGAGGCUGGAUGAUUGUGUUUUGUGUAGGAUUUACAACAAGAAAGAUAGAAUUCGUAAUGAAGAUGAGGAUCAUUCAAAGGAUGCUAGUUCCAUUUCUUUACCUGAAGAUGAUAGAAGAGAGCUGAUGGAGAAUUUUAAUGGUGUUGGACAGGAUUAUGAAAAUUUGUCCAACAAUAAUGUACCAGCACCUCUUGCAAAUAAUAUGGCUAGCUUCCCUUAUCAGUUUCAAGCCAUGGAUGGAAAUUAUGGAACUUAUAAUAUGGCCAGCUUCCCUAAUCAUUUUCAAGCAAUAGAUGGCAAUUAUGGAGCUUAUAAUGUGGCCAGAGUCCCUAAUCAGUUUGUUGGACAACCAAUUUACUUCCAGUCUUCUUAUCCUAGAGAGACAUCAUUUUUUGAAAGUGUAAUGGUUGGCAAUCAUGGAAGUCUUCCUCAGAAGAUUGACCAACCAAUUUACUUUAGUCCACCUGAGGCAUGUGAAUUGGUUGGUAAUAAUGGAACUCCUCAUUGGAUGAAUUCACCAUUUUCUCCAGCUGAACUGAGUGGAUACCGAAACAACAACGCUUCAAAUCCUGCAUUGCAAUUGGAUUUCUACAACAAUCCUCCUCCUCCAUUGUUGCAAACGGAUGAUACUAUCCCAAAUAAGCACCAGAAGCUUUCAGAUGACCAUACAUCCUUGUGAAUGUUUACUGGCAACUUUUUAAAUUUUUUUAAUUUUUUUCAGAUUACUUGAAACUUUGUGGCUUUUGAAUGUUUAGCAUGAUACUAUACUGUUUUAAUGGUUACCAAGUAACAUAGGUAUAAGAUUUGGACAAUUUGGUACCGAAGAAACAAAGUCAGAACAGCUCCACCGGGAUUCCCCCUAAAUCUGAUAGUGCAGCGAGCGUAUGAGGCAUUAUUAGAAUAUCAGACUGUACAACCAAGGCAUACUAUGGCAGCAACUACAGCCAGACAACGUGCAAGAUGGUCUCCACCUCCUCCGGACUGGUUUAAAGCUAACUUUGAUGCGGCAAUUUUCGAAGAUGUUGGCAGAGCAAGUCUCCGGGUGAUAAUCCGUGACAGCCAAGGUCUUGCAAUGGCUGCUUUAGCUUAGAAUGUUCAGUUGGCCAGCUCAGUGGUGGAGAUGGAAGCACUGGCAGCCACACGGGCAGUAGAACUUGCUGCAGAAAUUGGUCUUGAUAGGAUUAUUUUUGAAGGCGACUCCAGCAUAGUCAUCAGAGGCCUAACGGAUCAGGUGCCAAACUUUGCUCCAUUCAGCUUUCUCAUAAAGGAGGCAUAUGACUUGGCUAAUCGGCUUAAUCAUGUAAAAUUUCAGCAUGUUGGUAGAGAAGGAAAUAGUGUAGUUCAUAACCUUGCUAGGCAUGCACGACAUGUCACAGGUUUUUUUGUUUGGACGGAGGAUGUUCCGUCCCUUUGUUUUGAAAUGUAUCAGGCAGAUUUGCCUUCAACUUAAUAAAAAUCAGUCUUGUUAGUAA
Quercus robur (English oak) is the source of this 2784-nucleotide messenger RNA. RefSeq lists its product as uncharacterized. NCBI's taxonomy places the organism in Eukaryota, Viridiplantae, Streptophyta, Magnoliopsida, Fagales, Fagaceae. Gene Ontology annotation, biological process: regulation of DNA-templated transcription. Gene Ontology annotation, molecular function: DNA binding. The coding region runs from base 3 to 1991 and encodes 662 amino acids. The transcript is spliced from 5 exons. The record is from RefSeq and is a predicted model, not a curated record.